AUGUCUACAGAAACAAAAACAGGUGAUAGAGAUGCCAUGCCACCAGAUUUUGAAACAACAUAUCGAUUAUCAACUGAAAGUACAAAACAAUGGGAUUUAAGAAAACGUUUUCUUGAAAAAUAUUGGCAUCAAUAUGAUGAAGAUCGUUUAUUAUGUUUAGCACAAUGUUAUGUGAAUAUGCGAUGUUUAGGAUGCAAAUAUUCAAAGUCACUUAAUUCAUUAGUUGAUGAACUUGCCAAAGAAAUUGAAUAG
Messenger RNA from Adineta steineri, 252 nucleotides. NCBI's taxonomy places the organism in Eukaryota, Metazoa, Rotifera, Eurotatoria, Adinetida, Adinetidae. The record is from the annotation of a GenBank genome assembly.